This is a messenger RNA of Oncorhynchus masou masou (cherry salmon), 4813 nucleotides long. RefSeq names its product actin-binding protein WASF3-like. Gene Ontology annotation, biological process: actin cytoskeleton organization; positive regulation of Arp2/3 complex-mediated actin nucleation. Gene Ontology annotation, cellular component: cytoskeleton; SCAR complex. Lineage: Eukaryota; Metazoa; Chordata; Actinopteri; Salmoniformes; Salmonidae. The record is from RefSeq and is a predicted model, not a curated record. The transcript has 9 exons. The coding region runs from base 639 to 2060 and encodes 473 amino acids. Gene Ontology annotation, molecular function: Arp2/3 complex binding; actin binding; protein kinase A regulatory subunit binding.
UUCUCUCUCUCACACACUUACACAGAAGAUGAGGUUGCCCUCUCCCAAAAUAUAGUCUGCCCCCAUUGCCUAGUUCAAAGCUUGUGCAUCCCUAAAGCAAGCCGUCAUCCCAGUCAGUUACUAAAGCUGCUAGAAUGGAAUCAGUCCAGCUCUAUCGUUAAACCCACCACUGCCACGUGUCAAUUGCUCCCAAAAAACUCUCUCAAAAGAUGCCCCAGUUAUAAGACCAUUUUAAACUGUAGGCCAAAUCCUCCAUCCCCCAAAAUGUGUUUCUUUUAAGCCUUUAUCGUUAACACGACAUGGGGACUGGAUUGCAUAAAAUGGUAAACCCGCUGUAGCCUCCCCUACACACCCUGACACCCCGCCCUAUCCAUGCCCAACAGGGAACCUCGAUGUCACUCAUGCCUUUCAAGGGCUGCAAUUUGACAAUAGGAACACCCACUACUUAUUAAAUCCUUGCUGAAUGCUGAUUGGCGGAGGCUGACGGUGUAUCCCGCCCCCCGCGGUGGAUUGUUUAGAGUGGCCAGACCGCCAGGGACACAGAUGGCAGCGCGAACAGGAGGAGUAUCUAACGGGACAUGCUGCCAGAUUAAUCUAUUACAUUUCUGACUGCUGGUGUGACAGUGUGAGGCAUCACCAUGCCUCUGGUGAAGAGGAACAUCGACCCGCGCCACCUGUGCCGGGGGGCGUUACCAGAGGGCUUAGGCAGUGAACUGGAGUGUGUGGUGAACAACACCCUCUCCUCCAUCAUCCGCCAGCUCAGCAGCCUGAGUAAACAUGCAGAGGACAUCUUCGGAGAGCUGUUCAAUGAGGCCAACACGUUCUACCUGAGAGCCAACUCCCUGCAGGACCGCAUCGACCGCCUGGCCGUCAAGGUCACUCAGCUGGACUCCACCGUGGAGGAAGUCUCUCUGCAGGACAUCAACAUGAAGAAGGCUUUUAAGAGCAGUACCGCCCAGGACCAGCAGGUGGUAUCCACGAGGAGCGUUCCCAUCCCUGUCAAGGAGAUGUACAACCUGAGUAACAAACCUCCACCUCUCAACAUCCUCUCCAAAUAUAGGGAUGACCACAAGGAGGGGCUGAAGUUCUACACUGACCCCUCCUACUUCUUCGACCUGUGGAGAGAGAAGAUGCUGCGGGACACGGAAGACAAGAGGAAGGAGAAGAGGAAGAACAAAGAACAGAAGCGUUGUGUGGACGGGACGUUGCAGAGGGAGGUGAAGAAGGUGCGUAAGGCUCGGAACCGUCGCCAGGAGUGGAAUAUGUUGGCCCUGGAUAAGGAGCUGAGGCCUGACCACCACCACACACACUCUCUCCACCGGGGGGCCACCUGCGAGGGAUCACUAUCCCCUGAGAUGAGGGGUCUUGGGCCUGACCACCACCAACGCCACUACACUCACUCAACCAAUCAUGCUGGUCACGCCCACACGUACUCCGGCCCGCCUCCCAGUCUCCUGGCUGUUCAGCUGGCUGCUCAGGGAAACGCCACUCUGGACCAUGCCUACAGGGGAUACAACCUGGGCCGCCCCCACAAUGCUCCACCCCCUCUCCCUCCCGUUGAGAACAUGAAUGGAUCCAUGUCUCUACGACCUGUGGACUACAGUAUGGAGGGACAUGGAAACGGCUCCCCUCCACCUGCUCCUCUCAUGCCAUCUGCACAAUCUGCCUUUGCCACGCCCCCCGGAGGCCCACUUCCUCUUCCAGGUCUAAUGGGAUCAGUUGGUGUCUAUGCCCUGCCCCCACCGCCAAUCGCUGGGUCGCUGGUGGCUCCAACUCCCCCAAUGCCUCCGCCCCCUCCUCCAGGCUCCUCCUACUCUACCACUCCCAAGAUGUCCUCCGUGCCCCACAAUGCCCAGCCUGUUAAUGAUGCUCGUAGUGAUCUGCUGGCUGCCAUACGCAUGGGUAUCCGGUUGAAAAAGGGUCAGGAGCAGCAGGAACAGCAGGCUAAGAGAGAGCCUGUAGGGAACGACGUGGCCACCAUCCUCUCCAGACGCAUCGCUGUCGAGUACUCCGACUCUGAAGAUGACUCAGAGCUGGAAGAGAACGACUGGUCCGACUAACACACACACAUCACUCACUCAAACGCUGAGAAGCACAUACAUGUGCACGAUCACAUCCACACAAAAAAUAAACCACUAAAUGGUUCACUGAGUGUACUAAACAUGAAUAACACAUUCCUAAUAUCAAGUUGCACCCCCCUCCUCCUUUUGCCCUCAGAACAGCCUCAAUUCGUAGGAGCAUGGACUCUACAAGGUGCUGGAUGUCCUUUGGGUGGUGAACCAUUCAUGAUACAUGACAAGACUGUUGAGUGUGAAAAACCCAGCAGUGUUGCAGUUCUUGACACAAACCUGUGCAACUGGCACCUACUACCAUACCCAUUCAAAGGCACUUACAUCUUUUGUGUUGCCCAUUCACCCUCUCAUUGGCACACAUGCACAAUCCAUGUUUCAAUUGUCUCAAGGCUUAAAAAUCCUUCUUUAACCUGGCUCCUCCCCUAUACCGAUACUGAUUGAAGGAGAUUUAACAGGUGACAUCAAUAAGGGAUUAUAGCUUUCACCUGGAUUCACCUGGUCAGUCUAUGUCACAGAAAGAGCAUGUUUUGUACAUUCAGUGUAUAUACUGUCAUUAUAAAGAGAACAGUUGUCUAUAGUUUCCACAAACUGCAGUGCAUGCAUAGUAAGCAGAAUUUAGUGCAUGUUUUGUACACUCAGUGUAUAUAUACCAACAAAACAUAAACAAAAACACGCACAUACAGGAUGUAUUUGUACAUGAUAUAAGCUGGGUGACCCCUGGUCACAUGUAGCACUGCUGGUAAAUGAGACUCCUGCAUCAGCCGCUGAAGGGUCCAGAACUGACCAGAACUGGACCUCUAGCGGGGUACUCAAGAUGCACACUCGGGUUCAGCUGCUAUACUGACACUAAUUGCAACUAAACAUUAAGUUCAAUACUAUUACUGUUAACAUUUUAAAACUCUCAAGCAAUGCUCAGGGCAUCUUGAAUACACGCCAGGAGACCACAGUGUGUCUCUGUAUAAUAUGUUUUCCAUAAUAACACUAGUAAAGCCCUGUUUGUGGCACCCCAGGAGUGGCACUCAUCUCAUGUAUAGUUACAGUCUUAAUAAGGGCCUUACUUAGAGAACCCCCCCUUGGGAAGACAGUCUACGUCUUUUUUCUAAUGUUUUUACUGAAACACUUCAUCUAGGACUGAGACCAAUUUUUAUGUGUAGAUUAUAGCAACAGGAAGAUGAAGAGAAGUCAAAAGGAACCGUGUGGACUGUGCUGGUCAGGGUAGCGUUCAGAAGGAACCGUGUGGACUGUGCUGGUCAGGGUAGCGUUCAGAAGGAACAGCGUGGACUGUGCUGGUCAGGGUAGCAUUCAAAAGGAACAGCGUGGACUGUGCUGGUCAGGGUAGCGUUCAGAAGGAACCGUGUGGACUGUGCUGGUCAGGGUAGCGUUCAGAAGGAACCGUGUGGACUGUGCUGGUCAGGGUAGUGUUCAGAAGGAACCGUGUGGACUGUGCUGGUCAGGGUAGUGUUCAGAAGGAACCGUGUGGACUGUGCUGGUCAGGGUAGCGUUCAGAAGGAACAGCGUGGACUGUGCUGGUCAGGGUAGCGUUCAGAAGGAACCGUGUGGACUGUGCUGGUCAGGGUAGCGUUCAGAAGGAACAGCGUGGACUGUGCUGGUCAGGGUAGCAUUCAAAAGGAACAGCGUGGACUGUGCUGGUCAGGGUAGCGUUCAGAAGGAACCGUGUGGACUGUGCUGGUCAGGGUAGCGUUCAGAAGGAACCGUGUGGACUGUGCUGGUCAGGGUAGUGUUCAGAAGGAACCGUGUGGACUGUGCUGGUCAGGGUAGUGUUCAGAAGGAACCGUGUGGACUGUGCUGGUCAGGGUAGCGUUCAGAAGGAACCGUGUGGACUGUGCUGGUCAGGGUAGCGUUCAGAAGGAACAGCGUGGACUGUGCUGGUCAGGGUAGCGUUCAGAAGGAACCGUGUGGACUGUGCUGGUCAGGGUAGCGUUCAGAAGGAACCGCGUGUGGACUGUGCUGGUCAGGGUAGCGUUCAGAAGGAACCGUGUGUGGACUGUGCUGGUCAGGGUAGCGUUCAGAAGGAACAGUGUGGACUGUGCUGGUCAGGGUAGCGUUCAGAAGGAACCGUGUGUGGACUGUGCUGGUCAGGGUAGCAUUCAGAAGGAACCACGUGUGGACUGUGCUGGUCAGGGUAGCAUUCAGAAGGAACCGUGUGGACUGUGCUGGUCAGGGUUUUGUUGGAACAAAUGGGAGAAGAUGUUUUAAAGUGUUUUCCUACUGUGUUCCUUCUGAAGGCGACAGGUGUGUGUGAUGGAGUGGCCUGAGAGUGAGGCUGUAUUCCAUCAUCCACACUCGAACACUACCCCAUGUGCUACACUUAGGAGGAUGCACAGCCAGCAUUGUUUCCUUCUAAGUGGUACUCUAGUAUGGAUAUUGGAACAUAGCCUGAGUGAGUGAGUGAGUGAGUGAGUGAGUGAGUGAGUGAGUGAGUGAGUGAGUGAGUGAGUGAGUGAGUGAGUGAGUGAGUGAGUGAGUGAGUGAGUGAGUGAGUGAGUGAGUGUUUGUGUUGUGAGAGCGUCUGAUUGGAGAUAGGGAAGGAUGAAAGGAGGCUUAAUGGAUAACAGCUGUCUAAUCGCUUAGUGAUGUCUAGCAGAGAUAUGGAAGAUGAAGAAUAGAUUGGAUUGUGUUUAGGGUUGUCAUGGUUAUUUUUAGUGUGAACUCUGUAAACGUUGAACUCUGUGACCCUGAGAAUAAAUACAAAUAUGAGGAAUAAUGGUUGAUAUUCACAA